Messenger RNA from Postia placenta MAD-698-R-SB12, 673 nucleotides. RefSeq lists its product as hypothetical. The transcript is spliced from 2 exons. The coding region runs from base 12 to 521 and encodes 169 amino acids. Lineage: Eukaryota; Fungi; Basidiomycota; Agaricomycetes; Polyporales; Adustoporiaceae. Gene Ontology annotation, molecular function: microtubule binding. The record is from RefSeq and is a predicted model, not a curated record.
CCGAUAGCUCAAUGUCGUUUCGAGGAUAUGCAAAUGGCGCACGCACGCCUGAUAUACUCGCGGCUAUGCGCUCGACACCGCGACCGUCGGUUAUUCGAAAUGGUCUUCCGCCUUCCAGCUUCCGAGAUAACGGGGCGAGCCCCCGCACACCGGGGACCGGUUCGCGCCCCCCGAGCCGCGCAGGAGCAGCGACCCCAAACGAAGGCGGGAAACCUUUGCAUGAGUAUGGCCCGCCUAAUCCACGCGAUCCUCUCGAUGUCGAGAUCGCGCGAAUUGCAAAUUCUCUCCCACAUUGUUUACUCAUCGAACGUAUCGACCCGCCUCUUCGAGGCGCGCCUAAGGAGGGAGAAGAGAUUCGCGCACAGUACGCAUUCGCGGGCCCGUUGGCAAGGAAAGUGGUGGCGUGUAAGUUGACAACGCUCGCGCGGCCUGCAGCGAAGGGUGUGACAAAGAAGGUGAUGUGUCGCGUAGGUGGAGGAUGGCAAGACUUGCACUUGUACGUGAUGAGUCGGCAGACAUAGUACAAUCUCAGCGUUGUGAAGCUCUAGGAGUCAGGGUGACAAUAGGAGGACGCAUUCUAUCGCAUUCUCGUUUAGUAUAAUCGUCUUUAUAUGUCCAUCGGCUACGCUCCUUCAUGCCGUCCUCACUACAUGCAUAUAUUCCAUUGUACGCA